AGGUGAUGCUUCCUAUCCUGACCUUGUUAUUCAAUCUCAAGCUUGCUUCCGCUGGGAAAGGUCCACUUCGAUGUCCGUUUGACUUUCUUUGCCACCAUGAUGGAAUUUGUGAUACAAAUGGGUCAUGCAUCUGCGAGCCUAGCUGGACAGGUGACAUGUGCGAGCUGGAGGCAACACCAUGUCCUAUGCGACCAUGUGUCAACGGGAACUGUCAGCUUGACGCAAAAGGAGAAAAAUUUUGUCAGUGCGAUCACAGAUUCGAGGGAAAGUAUUGUGAGCUUGAUAAAGACGAAUGCGCUUUCAAAGUAUGCCCUGCUGAUGCAGAAUGUUUGAAUCAUAUGCCAAGACACGAUAAAGACAGGGGAUAUUCAUGCAUUUGUCCUACUGGAUAUGUUGGCGAGCAAUGUGAGAUAGAGGUGGACCUCUGCGAACUCUAUAAGAAAAAGGGUGACAACUACUGUCAUAAUGGUGGAGAAUGCGAAGCUCGCCAUGUCUGUAUGUGUCAAGACGGAUUUGGGGGUGCACGCUGCUCACAUCGUGUUCCACUCCGUCAUGAAUACGAGGAGUUCGGCUGCCCGGAGCGUCCUGAAGUUUGUGCAAAACUUUUCGAUGAUGGUAGAUGUGAUGAGAUUUGCAAUCGGGAGUCUUGCCUUUUUGACGGCUUUGACUGUGCUGAGCGCAAUGGCAUUGCAUGCAGAAAUCCUGUUGAUUGUGCUUAUAAAUAUGGAGACGGCAAAUGUGACGAAGAAUGCGCUGGAGCAGAGUGCGGUUACGAUGGUGGUGACUGCGAACAAUCAAAGAGUACAGCUGGCACCGAUGAAAAUAUGAUAGGUGUUGCAGUUGGAGUGCCUCCAGAUGUGGCAGUCAAGAAUCUGAGGCAGUUACAAGCGGAGCUGGCGCAGCGUCUUUACACGCAUGUUAGCAUAGCCGAAGAUAACGAAGGAUUUAUGGUGUACGAGUGGAGCGUCGACGGUGGUCAAGGUAAUCGGAUCUCUGUUAUCGAUGAACAGUUAAUUGCAAGUACCCUGAACGACAGCGCGAACGGUACUAUGGUAUUCUUUGCUGUCGACACCCUUGGCUGUAGACUGCUUCUUCGUCGGAAUCAUAGCAAACACCAAUGUUUCACCGAUCUCCGUCCUGCCACUACUUAUCUGACGCUGGAACUGGCUCGUACGCGACAAGCAAGCACACAAACUCUUCCUAUUCGAGAUAUCACGUGGAGGAAGAAGAGAUCUGAGGUGGGACUAGCCCCAUCUCUGACGUCGCCAACUACACUGAUAGUGAUUUGCAUUGUUGCCGGUGUCCUCAGCUGCAUCGCUUGCACAGGUGUGAUUGUUGUGAUUAUAAGGGUGCGAAAAAGAAGAAGAAGGACAGUGUUUGCGCCGUUUUGGAGAAUUCCAGGUCAAAUCUUGCGGCAAAAAUCAGGUGAAUUACUGAGUGAAAGUAUUUACUGUCCACCAACACCACCAGAGAAUAAUUCCCCAGGAAACGGCAACAAUGAACUCAGAAAGGAUGCUGAUAUGGUGAUGGAGCCAGUCGUGGACGAGGAUUCACCACUCUUGCACGCUGUACGCCGUGGAGACCAUCAGCUGGUUCAACAAAUGAUUCAAAGCGCGGAGAAGUUCGUUGAUGUUAACGGGCUGGGCUUGCUUCAUCAUGCCGUAGCCAACAAUGAUGCGAAAAUGCUCAGCAUACUCGUCGAUUCUGGACAGUUGGAUCUUUUCCAAAGAAACUCGGCAGGACAGUCACCGUUGCUUUAUGCGGCAAAAUCAGCUCAUGCCGAUCUCGAAUGCAUUUCUAUACUUGUGAAAGCUAUAGAUAAAGUGCGCAAGAAACGCUAUGAUGACAUUUUCAGCGGAAACGUUGACGAUGUUGAAGCCAACAGAUAUUUCAGGAGAAAUCUUCUCAAAAUGUUCCCGCUAUACGAUGAAGCUGAAGUCAUGUACUCUCUUACCGAUGCUAUGGGUCGUAAUGUUGUGCAUUACGCCGCUCUUUACAAUGCUCCACAUCAUAUCAACUAUUUCGCAUCUUGCGGUGCAAACAUGAAUCUCAUCGACACACAAGGUGAUGCUCCGAUUCAUCUUGCUGCCAGGAAUGGAAAUUUCGAAGCUAUUGUAGCUCUUAUUCGCUGCAAUUGUGACGUCAAUAUCAAGGACGGUUCAGAUAGAACCGCAUACGAAGUGGCGAAAAUGCAAGGACACUUGACGGUUUGUCGCGUGUUCCAGAUUGCUCAUCUUCCAAAUGGUUCACAUCCGCUGGCCCAUAAUAAUCAACCAUAAUAGAAUUUUUACAAGUUAAUUCAUCCCUCAGUUUUCACGAUCAUCUAUCGUUCAACGUGCUGAGUCUCAGAACAAUGAUCUCUUUCAAGCAUCUGAUACUCACUGG
Messenger RNA from Cylicocyclus nassatus, 2385 nucleotides. The record is from the annotation of a GenBank genome assembly. Lineage: Eukaryota; Metazoa; Nematoda; Chromadorea; Rhabditida; Strongylidae.